This is a messenger RNA of Amborella trichopoda, 2919 nucleotides long. The record is from RefSeq and is a predicted model, not a curated record. NCBI's taxonomy places the organism in Eukaryota, Viridiplantae, Streptophyta, Magnoliopsida, Amborellales, Amborellaceae.
AUACAAAUUAAAUAAGUCUUUAUAUAGUUUAAAACAAUCUUCAAGACAAUGGUACUUACCAUUUCAUGAUGCCAUCCUACAUAUGGGAUAUGAAGUAAAUAAAUUGGACCAUUGUGUGUAUGUCUUGAAGAGUGAGAGUAAAUUCACAAUACUCUCAUUAUAUGUGGAUGAUAUCCUAAUAGUGAGAGUAAAUUCACAAUACAGUGAGAGUAAAUUCAGAUGCAGAUUUUGUUGAGGAUAAGGACGAUAGUAAGUCCACCUCAGGACACAUUUUUCUCUUUGAAGGGACAGUUGUUUCUUGGUCUAGCAAGAAACAAAGGUGCGUAGCAGGUACACACAGGAAGAAGAAUACAUGGCAUGUAGCACUGCUUGUACUUUCAUCAUCUAGAUAAAGCUUUUCAUAGAUGACUUGAAGCUACAAAUAAUCAACAGACCGAUCCAAAUAUUUUGUGAUAAUCAAGUUGCAAUUAAAUUAAUUCAAAGUGGAGUAAAUAACUCCAAAGGAAGACAUAUUGAUGUCUAAUAUCACUACAUUCAGGAUGUAGUUGAGAAAAGUGAAGUAACUGUUAGUUACUUGCCCUCAUCAGAUAUGAUCGUUGAUCCAUUAACAAAGGGUCUAAGUGUUGAACUACUUUCUAAGCACACUAGCUUAAUGGGACUUAAAACUGUUUAAGUCAAUCAGUUUUCAUGAGUGACAAAACUGCAUUAGCAUGAAAAUCCUCAUGAUGGACAUUUGUUAUGAGAAGCAUAUCUGCGAAACCUUGAGAAAAACCUUAUUUUCUUAAAGGUCAUAGUCAAAAGUGGGAGUGUGAAUGUUACUUAUUAUACUCGGUCGUCAUAGCCAAGUGGGAGAUGUUGAAGGAGGCCUUAUGUGUCUUAGCCUACAAUUGUGGGAAUCCAAUGUUCAUUAUAACUAUCCAAAAAAAAAAAAUUAUAUCCAACGUCCAUAUGGUCCAACGUCCAUAUGAAUGUUGGAUGAAUAUCCUUGAGAUCAGGGAGACUUUUUCUCAAAGACCCGUUGGAGAAAUAUAUCUGUUAGCCCUUCUUCUCCAUAUAAAAAUGGGAAACUGACACAGCAAGAAAAAUGUGUACAGUUCUUCUCUCUCCCUAAAAGUGAAGGGAUCUAAAAUCCGGGCUCUGUGAUCACCAGCCUCACAGCACUCUUCUCUGAUAUCGGGUUUAUUAUCAUCCACGCUCCAUCAAUUUUCGCUAACAAUUUAGACUAUGUAAUUCAAUAUUAGAAAUUUAUUGAACAGAAUGAGUAAAUUGUUUAUGUAGCAAAUUAAGUAGCAUAAAGAUCAAUAGCAUAAUUCUAUAAAUAGUUAUAUAAUUGUAAUUACAUUAUUAUAAUGAAUUAAUAAUAUUAAUUGUCCAACCUUUAACUUUGGCUUAACAAUGUAGUAUAGAUAAUCUAGUAUAGAUAUGAAGGGGACUGUGAAGACCUGAACAAAUUGUAUUCUCCUCAUGGUUCACAUUAGCCUUCAAAUGGCAUUGCUGUACUAUAACCACAGUUUGGUAACUUCGAAUAUUUGUAUCACAUGAUUUGGUUGGCUCCAAAGUGUAUGAUCUCACUAUCUCUUCCUAGAAGCUUUGAUAUCGAGUUAAUGGUGUACUGUAUAUGUGUGUAAUAAUAGUGACAUACAACUUGUACAUGCAGUCAAACAACUCAUCAUUUACUGGUCAUGAAAACGCUAGUUACUCAUUGAUGCAGUCAAACAACUCAUCGUUUCCUGGUCAUGAAAACGCUAGUUACUCAUUGACACUAGAUGUGGAGGCUGGAAAAAUACAUGUAGUUUCUUGGAUGGAUUGUUUGGAUCUAAGAUUAUUUGCAGUCCUUAUCAACUCGACAAUCUCAAGCUCAAGAUCUCCAGAACGUGUUCAUUUCCAUUUUUUUAUACCUGAAGGACAAGAGAAGAAACUCUCCUACUAUAAGCUCAAAGUUCUAUUUCCCGAUUCCAAUCUAGAGAUGAUUGGGCAAAAGGAAGUCAAAGAAAAGUUGAGAGUUUCUUUCGAUGGUAGACAUCUCUGGUCCUCUCUCCUAGGAAUCAAGCCAUUUAUCAUCUCAACUGUUUACCCAAAUCUGAGCAAAUUCAUAUAUGUUACUCCAGACGUGAUCAUGAAGGGAAGGGUAGAGGAGCUCUUCAAAAUUGAUUUGGAAACCCACGCCAUUGCGGCUGUUGAGGAUUGCAGCAAAAGACUAUCAAGCUCUGUUAAUUUCAAUGUUUUGGAUGCGGUUCAAAGAUCAGCAGACAAGCCUUGGGUUUCUCGAAGUCCUUAUAAAAGAGAUGCUUGUGUGCCUGACAUGAGAGUUUUACUGAUUAAUGCCAAUAAUUUAGCUGGGGGAAAAAUCGUGCAGGCUGUGCAAUGGUGGGACAAUGUUCUCAACGGGGGGAAUGACAGGAGCGAGGAAACCAGCCCUGCAAUCCUUCUUACUCUCUAUAAUAAGUAUCUCAAACUCGACAGUGGUUGGAAUGUUACUGCUGAAUUUGCUCCAUCUGGACAUGAAGAUAAUGCAAAGAUUCUCCAUUUCGAUGGACCCAAGAGGGUGUGCUCAGAAGCUGAUUCAAAACCUGCUCAAGAAACACACUAUGGCAACCUCUGGCGCCAGUACAUGCCACCCUCAUCCGAUCGAAUACUGGGGGAUUAGUUUCUCUCUCUCUCACCAUUGGAUCAGAUAAUGGGGGAAGUCUCUCUCUCUCUCUCUCUCUCUCUCUCUCUCUCUCUCUCUUGUAAUAUACAUCGCCUUGGUCUGGCUCAGAUUGAGUUGAUGUUACAUGAAGCUCUAAUGGGUUUCUUUAGGUUUCUCUUUUUCUUUUUCUUUAUUUUGAAAGAAUGGAUUUAGUAAGUUUGAUGUUUUUAAAUUCAAAUGUAAUUGAGUUAAAUUUUUAUGUGAGCAUCCAUUGUUUUGUUGCUUUUGAA